This is a messenger RNA of Scatophagus argus, 2803 nucleotides long. RefSeq names its product kelch-like family member 36 (gene klhl36). Gene Ontology annotation, molecular function: cullin family protein binding. The transcript has 10 exons. The record is from RefSeq and is a predicted model, not a curated record. NCBI's taxonomy places the organism in Eukaryota, Metazoa, Chordata, Actinopteri, Scatophagidae. The coding region runs from base 352 to 2211 and encodes 619 amino acids.
AACCUAAACCGGAAGCCCGUUUGUUUGUUCAGGCUAGCUGUUGAUAUGCUAAGUUGUGCAUCUCUUUCUGUGGUGCAACAAAUUAUGUAUUUACCGGAACAUGUCUCAGUAGGAACAAACGGUGUUGAAAGAGAAACAGGCAGGUUGUGUUGUCGUUGAAAAGCGUCGCAUGUCGGUCGUUUUCUUCCAAAAUGCAGCCGCUUCUCCCUCUUGUGCUAAGGUGCGUUAACAGGAGAUGCUGUUAACUGUGGCAAAGCGUAACCAGAUAGCUUCUGCUCCACCAUACGUCCAUAUUAUGGAGAUUACAUGUCUUCACAGCACAGAAAGAUGAUGUCUGCCUGAGGGGACAUAAUGGACAAUGGCAAACUGAGCCGCGUGUGUCGGCCCCAGCGGAUCAGUGAAUCGUCCAAGGUGUUCCGCUGGAUGGAUCAAGCUGUGGAUGUUCUGCAGGGUCUCAAUGAGCAGCGGCAGCACAGCCAGUUCUGUGAUGUGGUGCUGGUGGCUGACGAUCAGCGGGUUCCUGCUCACCGAGCCCUGCUGGCUGUCUCUAGCCCAUAUUUCCAUGCUAUGUUCACCUUGGGAAUGAGGGAGGAGCGCCAGGAGGAGGUGGAACUGGUUGGGAUGUCCUUCAUCGGUCUGAAUGCUGUAGUGGACUUCCUCUACAGUGGAGAGCUGUCACUGGAUGGAGGCAACAUUGACUAUGUGCUGGAAGCAGCCCACCUUCUGCAGGUGUGGCGAGUGGUGGAUUUCUGCUGCCAGUACCUGGAGAGGGAGGUGAGCGAGGACAACUACCUGUACCUGCAGGAGCUGGCUCUGCUCUACAGUCUGGAGAGACUCGACAAAUACAUCGACCACUUUAUCCUCACACGCUUCGCUACGCUCUCCUUCACCCCUGAUUUCCUCCGUGACAUUCCUUUACACAAACUCACCUCCUACCUCUCCAGCAGCCAGGUUCAGCACGACAGUGAGCAGGCUCUCCUUCAGGCCACCCUGCAGUGGCUCAGCCAGAGUCCUGAGCGGACCGCCCAUGCCGGACAGCUCCUCUCCCACAUUCGCCUCCCUCUGAUGCCCGUGGGGGACCUUGUGGGCCGGGUGCUGCCGGCGGUGCGGGCCCUGCUGCCGGCGGAGGCUGGCUGUGAAGCCUUGGUGGAGGAAGCUUUGGGGUACCACGGCAGGCCUAGCGCCCAACCGCUCCUGCAAACAGGACGCACCGCACUGAGGGAUGGAGUCGAGCAGCUGCUGCUGAUUGGAGGAGAGGUGUCAGAACAUGGAGAGGAGCUGAGUGCCAAUGUUUGCCGGCUGGAUGGUGAAACAGGAAGCUGGGAGGUGGAAACAGAGUUGCCGGCCCAGCGGAGCCACCACUGCCUGGCAGUGCUGGGGGGCUUUAUCUUCGCUGCUGGUGGUAGCUCAUCGAGGGACAACGGUGGAGAUGCUGCCUGUAACCUGCUCUACAGAUAUGACCCCCGCCACAAUCAGUGGACCAAGGGUGCUCCAAUGAACCAGCGGCGAGUGGAUUUUUACUUGGGGGCGGUUGGAGAGUGCCUGAUCGCCGUGGGUGGGAGGAAUGACACCGGAGCUUUGUCCUCUGUGGAGGUCUAUUGUCCCGCUGAGGACUGCUGGUCCUAUGUGGCAGGGCUGCCCAGGUUUACUUACGGCCAUGCCGGUACAGUCCACCGUGGCAUAGUCUACAUCUCAGGUGGUCACGACUAUCAGAUCGGCCCAUACAGGCGAGAUGUCCUUAGUUAUGAUCCAUCACGGGACAGUGAUGUGUGGGUGGAACGUCAGGCCAUGUCUCUGGCCAGGGGCUGGCACUGCAUGGCCUCCCUCAACCACUUCAUCUAUGCCAUAGGGGGCAGUAAUGACCAUGAAGACACCACAGAGCGCUUCGACAUCCUGCAGGUGGAGUCCUAUGACCCACAUAGUGGCCAGUGGAGUCGUGUGGCACCGCUGCUGCUGCCCAACAGCGAGGCGGGGCUUGCUGUCUGGGCAGGGAGGAUCUAUGUGCUUGGGGGCUACAGUUGGGAGAGCAUGGCGUUCUCCAGAGCCACGCAGGUGUACAACCCUGACAAGGACUCGUGGUCCAGAGGGCCAGACCUGCCAAAACGCAUCGCAGGGGCCUCGGCAUGUGUGUGCACUGUGAAACCCUCACCGUCAUCUCCGGAGAAGAAGAAGAUGGGACAAAAAAUGAAAGGAAUAUCACACUCCACAUAACAACAGUGAAGGACUUUGUCUUUGUCCAAAAAUAGUCUGAUACUUGAGAUACAAAAUCCUUGAGUAGAUAAAAGUUUUAGAAAAGUAUCAGAAACAUUUUCCUGCCCAGAGACACUGCAUCAGCACAACAAGGGAGAGGAGGAGUGAUAAUGCUCAACACUGAAUAAACCAGAGUUUUUCUUUGGUAAAGAGUACGUGAUAAAUGGAUGUCGAUGAGAACUACAUGAAAUGAUGGACAGUCUCUGUGCUGCGUUUGCAUUAAUUAAGAUACAUUUUGAUGACAGUUAUUUUUUGUUUCCUCAGUACAGCAUCUAACAUUCAAGUUUCUCUCUGUCUUUUUAAAGCAUGGAAAUAAGAACUUGUAGAAGCUUAAAGGCUGAAUGGUUUCUUAAUAUUAAGUGUAAACUUGCAAGAUGUGUUUAAAAGGGGAGUGUUAUUCUGGUCUGCACUGUGCACAGAAUGCUGUGUAGAAUAUCUAAACCUGCACACAGGAAUGCCACUAACAAGGUCAUCUUAAAUUUGGGUGUACCAGCACAUUCCCCUGUACAGAUCGUUUGGAGUGUUAAAAAAUGAAAAUAUAAACCUGAGUUCA